CUUAGGUCCCCAUCCUUUGGCAGCUUGGCAGGGGGGCGUGUGCGGGGGACGGGUCUCUCGCUUAUUCGGUGUGCCUGCCCCCCCCCUUCCUCUUCCUCUUCAUUGAUUGCGGAUGCAGCUUCAGGGCAACGCAGGCAGCAUGCUCAAGAACUGCAGCUAUUUGCCAUGCACCUUGUGCUCCUUUCUCUUUAUCUCUCCAUUUUCCUGCACCGAGCCCAUCAAGGAGAACCUGCCUUGCAAGCAAGCCUCCCAGAACCUGGGGAGUGGGAUUGAGGGCCCCCAGACACGGAUCGCCUGCCAGCCGCAGCACGGAGGCGCCGGGGGCGUGGCCUGCCCCUCCGGGGGCGUGUCCUCCCGCCGCGCUCGCCCCGCCCCCCGCCCGCCAGGCCCCGCCCCCUCGGCCUCCAUGGGUCGGAAGCGCUGCUGCGGCGGCGGCGGCAGCAGCGGCGGCGGGUCGGGCUCCUCCAAGAUGGCGGCGGGUUGCUGCGGGGUGAAGAAGCAGAAGCUCUCCAGCUCGCCGCCGUCGGGCUCGGCCGGGGGCGGGGCCGGGGCCGGCGGAGCGGGGUCGCGCUGCUCGGGGGAGCCGGCGCCGCGCCUCAACGGCCUGGCGGGGGGCUCCCCCGGGUGCGCGCUGGCCGGGCCCUCUCCUCCGCCCGGCUGCGGGGCCCCGGCCUCGGCCUCCUCCGCCGCCGCCGCUUCCGCCGCCUCUUCUUCCGCCGCCGCGCUGCUCGCCUCGCCCGGGGCCGGGUGCCGGAAGAUGGUGGUGUCGGCCGAGAUGUGCUGCUUCUGCUUCGACGUGCUCUACUGCCACCUCUACGGCUACCAGCCUCCGAGGAGCCCCCGCUUCACCAACGAGCCCUACCCACUCUUCGUAACGUGGAAGAUUGGCCGAGAGAAACGAUUACGUGGAUGUAUAGGUACCUUUUCUGCCAUGAACCUGCAUUCAGGACUCAGGGAGUACACGCUUACUAGUGCCCUUAAAGAUAGUCGCUUCCCCCCAAUGACGAGGGAUGAGUUGCCACGGCUUUUCUGCUCAGUGUCUCUGCUUACUAAUUUUGAAGAUGUCUGUGAUUACUUAGAUUGGGAGGUGGGUGUACAUGGCAUUAGAAUAGAAUUCAUCAAUGAAAAAGGAUCAAAACGCACCGCCACCUACUUACCGGAGGUUGCAAAGGAGCAAGGAUGGGACCACAUUCAGACCAUAGAUUCCUUAUUGAGGAAAGGAGGCUACAAAGUUCCAAUUACAAACGAUUUCAGGAAAACAAUAAAACUGACCAGGUAUCGUAGUGAAAAGAUGACCCUGAGCUACACGGAGUACCUUGCCCACCGCCAGCACCACCACUUCCAGAAUGGCAUCGGGCACAGCCUCCCACCGUACAACCAUUAUUCCUGACAUUGAGCCGCAUGACCAGUCGUCCCUGGACCUCUCCGCCGACCUCUUCCCAGGAGACCCGACCCCCUCCUGGUCUAGCUAUCUCUAUUACUGUACCAUUUUAUGAUGAUAGUUUCCGUUGCCAUGAUGACGCUUCUCCGCAGCAGGUUAAGUUCACCAUGGCAACGGGUAGAAACGCUGCAUCAUUCACCCUUCAUCCUUUCUUUUUUUAAAAAUAGUAUUAAGUCACUGUGGGCUUAUUGGGUUUUUUUUGACAGCAUAUAAAAACUCGGGACAUAUAUAUAUAUAUAUAUAUAUAUAUAUAUAUAUAUAUAUAUAUAUAAAAAUUUAAAUUUCUACUUCACGAACAUUGACAUUAUAUCAAUCAAGGGUUUUUUUCCUGUGGAUAGAGGGAAAGAAUUUAACACUUAAGAGUUUGAACUAGAGAGAAAGGGGAAAGCAAAGUCAGCUGCUCAUGAAAUCAUAAGACAUAUCGGUUUGGAAAACCUGAGUAGAAGUAGCCAUGCGGUUCCUUAGAGUCCCCAUGAGUUAAGAUUUUUCAUUUCAUGUAGAUAUACAUGAAGCUCAGACUCCUAUCCUGGUCAGCCCAGGAGGGGGCACGACGACGACGAUGAUGAUGACAUAAAUUGCCUGAUUAGGAAAAAGAAAAAAAGGCUAUGAUAUUUUUGGCACAAGCGAUGCCGUAAAUCAUAGGACAAAUGUCAUGGCAUGCCAGGGCAGGGGUCCUGGUUCCAUUGACUUCGCAAAAUGUUUAUGACACGAAUCACUGGAACUAAAAUCUCAUCCCAAGUGGCUGAUUCUUGGAGAGGGAGCGGUCCACCUUCCCGCCCAUCCAUGGCGCUUGAAGGAAGAUGGCUCCUCCCUUUCCUGGUCAAUGCCUUGUGCAGUUCUUCUCUUUGGCAGAGGCGAGUGACCGGCGCACCGUCAUGGUUUCACGCCCAGCACUGAUGCUGUUCUGCGGCUUCUGAGACAGGGGUUGCUUCCGUUGCCAAAACGGUUUGGCACGGCACAACAGGUGUGUUAGAAAGUCAGUGGAUCUAGGUAUUAGUGCCUUCAACCAGGAUGCAGGCUUUACCAUAAUAGUGGGGAAAAAAGCAGGGAAGUAGAACCAUGACAAAAGACUACAUCAAACUGAGAAGUGGGAGCAAAAUCCAGCUUUCUGCUCCCUGCUUCUUGAAAUUUGAGGCAUCUAGCCUUGGUUAUGUUUCAGUUUAGCGCAGGCCUGCAUAAGUUGUGACCCUUCAGGUGUUUUGGACGUCAUCUCCCAGAAUUCCUGACCAUUGGACAAGCCGGCUAGAGCUUCUGGGAGUUGGAGUCCCAAACAUCUAGAGCAGCGGUUCUCAACCUCUGGGUCCCCAAAUGUUUUGGCCUACAACUCCCAGAGAUCUAAUCCAGUUUACCAGCUGUUAGGAUUUCUGGGAGUUGAAGGCCAAAACAUCUGGGGACCCACAGGUUGAGAACCAUUGAUUAGAAGGCCACAUGUUGCAUGGGCCUGCUUUUGCCCAACAAUUAGUUGGUAGAAAGAGUUAAGGAGUAGUGCGUUUGGAUAUCAAGUGUCCAGACAGUACUGCGACCAAGAGUUCAGCACCGUGAUGCUGGCUAGUGUCUUUCCCAACAUGGAAGAGGACAAGGGAACUAUAGAUUGCCCCUUCAAGUAAUGGGAAUGGGAUAGGGUGAUGUUUGUGUUGCCGAAAGGCUUCCCAUUGGAGCCAUUGCCUUGUUCUGUGCACUUGCAAAUCACUCGCAAGCUUUUAUUAUGGCAAAGUGUAUUUCCAAGGGGGUAGGAAGCCUACCCAUUGCUAAAAGACCUUUUUCAUUUGGUUGCAACUAGUAGAAAGCAUAACCUUUGAUGUUAUUCCAAGAGAUAACUCUUGAGUACCUGGGGAAGUAAGUGGAGCUGGUUUCACAGGGGCCACUGUCAUUCCUUCAUCCACAGUGUUUAAACGUCCAAAUAUUAACUUUUUCUGUUUUAAUGCCUUAAUUUUUGAAGUGAAUGGAAGGCCUGAGAAACGCAAGGUACAGACGGGCGGAUAAAAGAGCUGUGGCCACUGCUUCUUGUCGAAGUUAUUCAGUACGGUUCUCUCUUUUUUCUUUCCCAUUUGGCGUUUUGAGAAGUGGCUUCACUCUGAAACGAAAGCUGUAUCAUCCAGGUGUAUUUGAUUGCAACUUUUUUGGUGUUUUUUUUUUGCCCUCAAAAGGGAAACUUGAGCACAAGCUGGAAAAAAAUAACCAUUGUCUGCUGCAAACAUUUGAGAAAUCAGCCAUAGCCACCUGGUCCCAUCAUUCUCCAUUAUCUCAUUAAUGGCUCAUGCUUGUGGGUGAGCUCCUCAUUAGACGUUUUUUUAAAGAAAGAUCUAUUAUAUAUAUAAAUAUAUGUGUAUUUAAAGGUGCUAAUCAACCUUGAGCAGGUCACGUGACUGGUCAUGCGGACUCUAAAAAUCAUAUCAGAUUUUUUUUUAGAAAAAAAAUCCUCAAUAUAUGCAGAUGUUAUACAGAAUUUCUUACAAGUGUAAUAAUGAUGAUAUACUGAUUUAAAUAAAAAAAAAUAUCCUGCAGGGUUUGAAGGACAAGGUCAGCAAUACUUCCCACCGUGGCUUGGGGGAGAAACUUUUUUUAAAAAGACAAUUUUUGUUUCCUUUUAUAUAUGUGUAUGAGUGUGUAACACAGCAUAAUGCACAAUUCGUUUCUGUCUCUCUCUUGCUGAAUAGCUGUUGCUUGGGGAAUUUCCCAAAUGAAAGCUCAGAGGGUCAAUGCAAACUGGAAAGGUGUGCUUUAAAAACAUAAAACCUCCAGACUCUUCUGAAACCGGUUUUGCAGUGACAACGUUGUUAAGACGUCAGCUUUGGGCAGAAACUUCAGCAACGUUCUGUUUGUACACAUAGAUCAAACUCAAGUUUCUCUGAGUCUUUUAUUUAGUGCUGCCGCCACCUUCCUUUAUGGUGAUGAAAAGGCCGACGGCACUUAAGGACAUGACGUCCUUGGUGUGUAUUUGCAGGUUUGUGUGUACAGAAACACUGUGUACUACGGAAGAACAAGAACACUCAGUCUGUUCUCCUUUAAAUUGCCCAGAAGGGAGGACAAAGCUUGAAAUACGUCUCCUGGUUAGGUUUUGUGCAAAUUUAACAUGGAGGAGAUUAUCACAUGCUGUGGUGAUUCUGCUUUAACUGCUGCAAUGGCCGCCUCCUGUGGCAUCCUGGGGUUUGUGGUGUAGGGCCUUUUAAAAAUCCUCAGCCAGAAAGAUUCUGAGCCUCCCUAAACUGCAAAUCCCAGGAUUCCACAGGAGGCGGCCAUAGCAACAGUUGAAGCGGAAUAACAGCAGUGUAUGAUAACCUCCUCCGAUGUUAAAUGUGUACAAAACAAAACUAGGAAACAUAUUACCAUCUUAGGAUUUUAAGAAGUCCCUCUAUAAACUACAAAUCCCUAGUUUCCACAAGAAGCAAAUGUAAAAAGCAAAAUAACCGUGCUUUAACAGCAUCAUGCAAUGACCUCAAAUAUUAAAUUUGCAUGAAAACAAAACUAGGAGACUUAUAUCAAACUUUGUCCUCCUUCCGGGUGAUUUUAGACCAGACUUGUGCUAUAACAGUGUGGUAGUGUGAUCUUGAGUUUUUUGGGGAGCGGCGGAGCACGGGGGAGUCUGGGUCGAAGAGGGAAUUGGUUUGAAAUCCUAAUCCUCAUCUUGCGGUUGCUGAGCGUCAAACGGUGUUUUUUCCUUUGCCUUAUUUCAUUCCAAAAGGCUAGCUUUAAUCACUUGGUUUCUGCACCUGUAACCUGUGCAGCAAGCCUCUUGAGCUCAGCUUGAGACGGUUUGGGACCCUCUUCCUAUCCUGAAAAAGACGAAACCACACGCACACAACGCAGUUGCCAAGUAGAUGGGGUUUUGCAUAGCGCUGUUUUGCCUUCGUUGUGCCCGCUUUCCCAUUUGGGGGGAGUCAACAAGGACGGUGCCAAGCGGUCGCCCCGAAGCAGCUGCCUCAACCCUCCAAAUAUUUUGUUGCGUUUCCUUGAUUUCUUUGUCUUCAACCGUGUGGGUUUUUCAAUCCGUCUUGGAGUAGAUGACAUCUCUUGUGUGUUGGAUUGUACCAAAGAAUCCUUUAAACCAAGCCUAAAUGCUGCUCCGGAAAACAAAACUAAAAAAAUGAAAUAAAGCCUGCCUUCUGGUCCUUCCAAAGUCUCUGCAGGAUAUAAAAAAAUGGGUUUAACUUUUUUUAUUUUUGUACAGUUUCUAACUGAUUUUUUUGCUAGUGAUGUUAAUUGAAUUAAGGUUUUUUUGGUUUGGGGUGGGGGAUGGGGCGGGGGAGGAGGAGGAACAGCCGAUGCAAACUCCUCCCUUGAAAUAAUAAUAAUAAUUAAAGAAAACCCUGGUGACUUUUAUGUUUAAAUAAAAUGAUAUAGAAACCCGACGUGUGCCUCUCAGAUUUUAAAGGGUUUCUCGUUACAUUUAUUAAGACCAGCAAUUGAUUCUUUAUAUACAAAGAUAUGUGUUUUUUUCCUUGUUUUUUUAUUACUGUUUCAGAAGAAAAUAAAAUAAAAUGAAAAAAAAAUAAUUCCUUUUGCUCUGGAUCCAGUCGCCGUGCUGGAAAAUGCACUGAGAAAAAAAAACUUUUGUAACAACUUGUGACUGUUUUUGUAUAUCGAAGUUGAUUCUUUUCAAAAGAUUUGGAUCUAGUUUCUAAGUUAUUUUAGUGUUUUUAUAUGUUAUACAAGAAUUUGUUCACCAGCAUAAACUAGUUAUCUUCCAUGCAAAAAGGUGAAACACACACAGAAAAAAAGAAAUGGGCAAGAAAAACUGCCUGGUGUAGUUUUUGGCGGCCCGUAUUUUCUUUUCCUUCCUUAGUAACUUGACUCCUGAUUACAAUAUUAUCACAGAAUACCACAAACCUCCUUCCAUUUGAACUAGAUCCUCCUUCCUUCCAUGUUUAUUUGCUAUUAGUGUGAAGAAGAAGAAGACAAAAAAAACUUGAUUAAAAAUGGGCAUUUUUAUAAGUAUGGCUUAUAAAUGGUAAAAAAAUGAGGGGAAAAGCAAAAAAAAUAAAUAUAUAUCUAGAAGGUAAUUUGUGGGUCUGUGAGAUAUGGCUGUGGAAAGAUAUUGUAGUAGUUUUAACACUAUUGUUAUUACCUUUUAAAAUCAUUUAUCCAAUAAAAUAAGGAGAAUUUUUUAAAAUCA
Messenger RNA from Anolis carolinensis (green anole), 6554 nucleotides. It is a transcript of the gene ammecr1, whose product is annotated as AMMECR nuclear protein 1. The transcript is spliced from 7 exons. The coding region runs from base 113 to 1390 and encodes 425 amino acids. Gene Ontology annotation, cellular component: nucleus. Lineage: Eukaryota; Metazoa; Chordata; Lepidosauria; Squamata; Anolidae. The record is from RefSeq and is a predicted model, not a curated record.